Cyphellophora attinorum is the source of this 1047-nucleotide messenger RNA. Its product is annotated as N-hydroxyarylamine O-acetyltransferase. The transcript has a single exon. Gene Ontology annotation, molecular function: acetyltransferase activity. The record is from RefSeq and is a predicted model, not a curated record. Bases 1 to 1047 code for a protein of 348 amino acids. Lineage: Eukaryota; Fungi; Ascomycota; Eurotiomycetes; Chaetothyriales; Cyphellophoraceae.
AUGCCAGGCACCACGGCCUCCCACCCUCCAGCAUCGGCACCGCACCCGCUCUCCGCCCGCCCAACCUACACAGACUCCCAACUCUCCGCCUACCUCUCCCUCCUCCCCUCUCAACCACCACUCACCCUCCCCGCCACCCAAAAACUCAUCAGCGAUUCCCCCAUCGCCGCCCUGCGCAAACUCCACCUCCUCCAACUGGCCUUCGCCCCCUUCGGCUCCAUCGCAAUGCACUAUUCCCCGCACCGCAUCGUCUCCAUCGACCCAGACUACCUCUACCAUAAGAUCGUCCACCGCCGCCAGGGCGGCUACUGCAUGGAGCUCAAUUGCUUCUGGAGCACGGUGUUGCGGUCGUUGGGGUUUGAUGUGUAUAUUGCGGGUGCAAGGGUGAGUAAGGCAGAAAUGGGGAGCCAGGGAUCGCAUGGGUUUGGCGGGUACGGGCAUCAGGUUACGAUUGUGAGGAUUGAGGGGGAGAAGUGGUUGAGUGAUGUUGGGUUCGGGGGAAGGAUGAGUCUGGAGCCGGUGAAGUUGGAGGUUGGGGCGAGAGGGAAGGGGAUGUUGGGUUGGUGGCAGAGGUUGGCUUAUCGUGGGGUGGCGGACUUUACGCAGGGUGAUCAUAAGGUCUGGGUGGUGGACGUACAUGAUGAGUGGGCCGGCGAGGUGGUGCAGAGGGAGGAAGUGUUUGAGGGCGUGCAGGCGGAGGAGGGGUGGAGGCCGGCAUAUUGCUUUGCGGAUGCUGAAUGGUUGCCGGCGGACUUCGAAAUGUUGAACUACAGGAUGUGCCGAGACUCAUUCUUCACGAGGACGUUGAUCUUGACGCGACCGAUUUUGAAUCAACAAGGAACGGAAUGUGUGGGCCAACUGACGCUGAUGAGCGACGAGCUGUCAAGAACCAUGAGCGGAGAAGGGCAGAAUGAGGAGAAGGAGGUUCUGGGCAAAUUCAGCAAAGAGCAAGACAGGGUUGAGGCACUCGAGAAAUGGUUCAGCAUCAAGCUUACGCCAGACGAGGCGAGAGGUAUCAGAGGCGCAUCGAGUGAGAUACGCGGGUGA